Molecule: messenger RNA, 3402 nt
Organism: Lycium barbarum (goji berry)
Lineage: Eukaryota; Viridiplantae; Streptophyta; Magnoliopsida; Solanales; Solanaceae
Product: probable LRR receptor-like serine/threonine-protein kinase At3g47570
Exons: 2
Coding region: 1-3402 (1133 amino acids)
Biological process (GO): protein phosphorylation
Molecular function (GO): ATP binding; protein kinase activity; receptor serine/threonine kinase binding
Source: RefSeq, a predicted model, not a curated record
AUGGAGAAGCACAUUUUCUUAUUGAUUCUUCUCUUUUUAUUUCAAUAUUAUUCUAUUUUUAUAUCAAGUGCUCCCUCAAAUGAGACAGACCAACAAGCUCUACUAGCUUUCCGAAAUCUUGUUAUAAAUCCCAGUCUUUUUCUGGCCAAGAACUGGACUAAGAAUUCUUCUUUUUGUUCUUGGUUUGGUGUCACUUGCAGUACAAAAAGGCAAAGGGUUGUAGCCUUGGCUCUUCCUAAUUUGCAACUUCAAGGCACUAUUUCACCGUCUUUGGCCAAUUUGUCCUUUCUCAUAGAGCUCAAUCUCGGGAACAACUUUUUCCAUGGCAGCAUUCCUUACGGCCUUGGCCAACUGCCUCGCUUGGAAGUGAUUGAUGUUCAAAACAAUCAGCUAGAAGGAAGUAUUCCAACAAGUUUAUUUCAAAACUGGAGAGUUCAAAAUAUUUCAUUGGCUUUCAAUAAAUUCAGUGGUGAAAUGUGGAAAGGUCCAUGGUAUGUACCGGAACUCAGAGUCUUAAAUCUCAGGAACAAUAGCCUCAUAGGUAUAAUCCCUCCUUCGGUUGGAAAUGCCACAAAGUUGUUGAGCUUCAGUUUGUAUGGUAAUAGAGUUAGUGGCAACAUUCCAAAGGAAAUCGGUAAUCUAAGCCAACUUGCAUUUCUAUCCUUGACUGAUAAUCAGUUAACAGGUUCUAUUCCGGCAGUACUGUUUAAUAUCUCGUCGCUACUUGCCUUAUCUGUUGCAAUGAAUAGCCUUUCUGGUCCUCUCUUGCUUGGUGAAGGGAAUAUUGUCUCAAAUAUGGAGUUUUUAAGUAUUUCUUACAAUCUAAUUUCUGGUCACAUUCCUUCCAACAUUUGUCAAUUCACAGAGCUCAAAAUGUUGUCCAUAUCUUGCAACAACAUAACUGGAGAAAUACCCAAAAAUACUGAUUGUUUAGCGAAGCUCGAAAAGCUCUAUAUUGCAUAUAAUUUCCUAAGUGGGACUAUUCCUAUUUCAUGGGGCAAUAUUUCCUCUUUGCAAGCUCUUAGUUGUUCAAGCAAUCCCAUGGAGGGGCAAAUUCCUCCAGAAUUAGGGAAGCUACCCAAUUUGGUGCAAUUAAGCUUUCAGGAGAAUUAUAAUCUUAUUGGUCAAAUUCCAGAUACUAUUUUUAAUAUAUCUUCUUUGGAAUUCAUUUCUUUCAGUUUCAACAAACUCUCGGGGAGAAUUCCAACCACUACAGGUCUUCAUCUUCCCAAUCUUAAGGGACUUUACUUAGCACACAAUCAACUCGAAGGGGAAAUUCCUUUGUACAUCACAAAUGCAUCCAAGAUAUCCUAUUUGGAUCUUAGCUCUAACUUUUUCAGAGGCACCACUCCAACUAACUUGGGAAAUCUUCGUGAGUUGCGAGUACUAUUCCUAUUUGAUAAUCAACUUACCAAUGAACCAAGUGAGCAUGAAUUGCGAUUCUUAGAUUCUUUGGUGUACUGUAGGAUGUUGCGGUAUCUAGAAGUGGGUUCCAAUCCGUGGAAUGGUGUUCUGCCCAGUUCUAUUGGGAAUCUUUCAUCUACUAUUGAAGUAUUUGAUAUAUCAGAUGCACAAAUCAACGGCCUCAUCCCCAUUAGUAUAGGAAACAUGAGCGCUUUAUUUGACCUAGACUUUCAAGAGAACAACUUGACGGGAACCAUUCCUUCUGAGGUCGGUAAGCUUGAACAACUCCAAGGUCUACGUCUAGGUAGCAAUAAAUUACAGGGGGGUAUUGUAGAGGUAGUAUGUCAUUUAUCUAAUUUGGUUCAAUUAACUAUGGAUGAUAAUGAGCUCUCUGGGUUGAUUCCAGAAUGUAUAGGAAAUCUUAGCAUGCUACAAGAAUUUUAUUUGGGUUCUAACAAAUUUUCAUCAACAAUACCUUUGAGCCUUUGGAAAAUGAGUAGUCUUCUCAGUCUAGACGUGUCACAGAAUUCCAUAGAGGGAGAGGUUCCAGUGAAUAUUGGGGAACUGAAGGUCAUGGUAGAACUAUAUCUUAAUGGUAACCACUUUACGGGCAUGAUACCAAGUAGAUUGGGGGACCUCCAAAACCUGAAGUCUCUUCACGUAUCGAACAAUUCAUUUUCAGGCACAAUUCCAUUCUCCUUUGCCAACUUGAUAAGUUUGGAAUUCUUGGAUAUGUCUUUAAAUGCUUUGUCAGGUACUAUUCCUAAGACAUUGGAAAAACUCUCAUACCUUAAAAUCAUCAAUGUCUCAUUUAAUAAUUUAGAAGGUGAAAUACCCAGUGGUGGUGUGUUUGCAAAUUCCACUCUGCAAUCAUUUCUUGGGAACAAAGGUCUAUGUGGAAUGCACAUAUUGGAGGUUCCUGCUUGUGCUAUCACUAAUCCUGGACAUCAAUCAAAGUUGAAGAAGCUUGUGCUAAAAAUUGUUAUUCCGGUGUUUACUUUAUCCAUUCUGAUAUUCUUGUUUACUUCAAUAUGGAUAAUGAAACGACGGAAGAAGAGAAAGUCCAAAAACGUGGAAAAGGUACCGGAGGUCAAGACGCAUCAAUUAAUAUCUUAUCACGAGAUUCAACGAGCAACAAAUUAUUUUGAUGGAUCAAAUUUAAUUGGUGUGGGAGGUUCUGGCUCUGUGUACAAAGGCACCUUAUCUAGUGGAAUUGUGGUUGCAAUAAAAGUCCUGAAUUUGCAAAAUGAGAAAGUAUGCAAGAGGUUUGAUACUGAAUGUGAAGUGAUAAGAAAUGUUAGGCACAGAAAUCUUGUACCAGUGGUUACUACUUGCUCUAGCGAAUACAUUAGAGCCUUUGUCUUGCAAUAUAUGCCAAACGGGAGUCUUGAGAAUUGGUUGUACAAAGAAGAUUGCUGCUUGAACCUCCUUCAAAGAGUUUCCAUAAUGCUUGAUGUGGCUGUGGCUGUUGAAUAUCUGCAUCAUAGUCAUCAUACUCAUAUCGUUCAUUGCGAUCUAAAGCCAGCCAACGUUCUUUUGGAUGAAGAAAUGGUGGCACAUGUUGGUGAUUUUGGAAUCUCCAAAAUUUUAGCUGUAAGCAAGUCAAUGGCACGUACCGAGACAUUGGGCACUCUUGGAUAUAUUGCACCAGAAUAUGGCUCGGAGGGAAUAGUGUCCACUAGUGGUGAUGUUUACAGUUAUGGCAUUAUGCUAAUGGAGGUUUUGACAACAAGAAGACCAACAGAUAAAGAGAUAUUCUACGAAAAUCUUGGUUUGAGGGAGUGGAUAAGGCGAGCAUUUCCAAGAACUAUGAUGGAAGUUGUGGAUGCCAAUCUUUUUCCUGAGGAAGAACAAAUCACUUCCAAAAGUGAAAUUUGCAUAAUUUCCAUGAUAGAAUUGGCUUUAGAUUGCACAAAGGAAACGCCCGAAUCAAGAAUAACCAUGAAAGAUGUAGUCAAGAGGCUUAACAAAAUCAAGAACACAUUUUUGGAAAUGUAG